CAUCACUCCGAAAACUAUAUCAUCAUCAGAGACCAGAUCAUAUUUGUCAUUGCUUUCUCCACUCCACCCUCUCUUGUUAUCGGUAGAAAUCUGCAUGAUGAAUCCAGCAUCAGAGUCUCGCUCAAGUCCUCAGCAACACCAAACCACUGUUAAUUCCACGACCGAGAUCCAGUCGCGGCCAAUAAUCGAUGACAUGUUUCAAAACUCAUGGGAAGCUGCAGAAAGAGGUUAUGAAACAUGUAGCUAUUAUGAAUCCAAGUUGAAGCAAAUCCUACAGUUCGCCUUCAUUGAUAUCAUCAUCAGCUUAAUGGCAGUGUUUGCAGUUUUCAUAGCACAGCGAGAUCUGAAAGGCCAUGCAAACGAAUUGCACCUUCUCAUCUGCGGCUACCUCACCACCUGCAGUCUUCUCUGUGGGGUAACCCUAAUGUUCUUCACCAUCAAUUUGCUAAGUCGCAAGAAUCACAGUGUCCAAAGAGGCCAGCAUAUGACCACCGUUUUCCUCCUCGUCAUUUCAUGCGCUCUCCUCAUCCUUACAGCAGCUGGUUUCUCAACUCUCCUCCAUAAACGCUCUAUGUUUCUGGCAGCCCUGCUUCCGGGAUGUUUGCUUCUCGGCACCCUCCUCUACUUCAUAUUCCACGCAGGCGAUGAUCAUGAUCAGAAUUCCACAGGAUAUGGAAGCUGUAAAUCAGAGCUGAAACAUUCGUUGGGUCUCUCAUCCACUGUUGUCUCCCUUGCAUUCAGUGGGCUGAUAACUACUCUUAUUGGGACCGCUAAAAGUAAUUCGGAUCAAGCCCUUACCAUAAACACGAAAAUCUGCAUCUUUCAGAUGUUCUUCGCCGCCAUGUUCGGCCUUCUGUUGAUGCUGCUCAGCUCAGUCCCACCGAGCUUCAAGCAGCAAAGCACCAGGGAGUUCCUUACCAAGCUCCUCAAAGCACUCAGCUACUCUCUGCUGGGCUCAUUGGCACUCGUAGCCGCUACGGCGGCGUCUGCGUUCCUUGACGUCUUCCUUGUACUGGUUCUCCUGCCGACACCAUUUCUUGGAGUCACUCUUUGGUUCUGCAUAGAGUGGCACAGCACCCAGAAACAGCCGCACGAACCGCGCACUACUACCAACGUUGGUCAAGAUCUCAAGCUCAAACUCAUUUCCAAGGUCGGUACUACCACGACAUCCAUCAGCUUCGGAGGUCUUACGGGCGUCUUCUCAGGAUUUAUCGGCAGAAAAGGCAGUGAAUUGCAGCUCAAGCUCUGCGUGCUGGUGAUGUUCUUCGCAUUUCUGUCCAGUUUCAGCGUGAAGCUGCUCGCUUUCAGUACUCCAAAGCCAGGAACUCUGAUGACAGUUAUCAAAUCCUUAAGCACUUGCUCUGUCUUGUUGCUCCUAUUCUCUGCCAUUAUCGUCUUCUUCCUCGAGUUCCUGGGUGGCUGAGCACAACGAAAAUUACUACUUACUUGCUGCUCGGGGAAAUGCUCAUGUCACGUUGAAGUCAGUGGGAUUCGGUCAUAUCCUGAGAGAUCAGAUGGAAUGCGAACAUUGCAUUUGAUUACAGUGUAAGUUUCUUUUUUACUUUUAGAAAAAAAGCUAGAGAAUUUGAUUACAGCAUUAGUUGUUGUCAUCACAAAAACACCCCAGCAUGGCCCAUAUGGUUUUAGGGCUUGUCCAUAAAUAGCAUAAGAUUGAUGCAUUGAUUGCUCACUGUGUGCCCACAUGACUUCCAGAGACUUGUAGGGUUCAUAGAGAUGUGGUCCAUAUGUUUGAACUUUGGUUUGGCCAGCUCUAUAAAAAUUCGAUUUUCAUAAUAAAAAAAAAUUAUAAUCACAUAUGAAAAUGAUAAAUAAAAUUUAUUUUUGCGACAUCAUUUAGACUUCUUAUGUUUCUUUUAUCAUGUGAUCAGAGCAAAAUAAUCAAUUUUAAAAAUAGUUUCAAAUUAAGGAGCUUACAAAUAAAAAUAAAAAUUGAUACAUUCUAAAUCUAAUUCUAAUUUAAAAUGAUAAAUUCUAUCAUCUCUCUAUUUCCAUAUUCAUCCUUUAGUUCUUUUAUUUUUUUUAUAUUAUUAUUAUAUUAUCGAUCAAUGUCUGUAGCCUCCUUUACAUCCUAAGCAUUAUCUUUUAUUUGGAGAUGGAUUUCUAAUAGUGUGUGCUCAUGUUCUUCCUCUACCAACCUUUCAUAAUGUCUAUUUUGUGUAUCACAUCAAUAUCUUUAGGCUUUUCAUACUCUUCUCUUGCCACCUCUGUCCUCUCGUGGAAAAUCCAAAACUACAUGGAUUUUCCAUCUUUCUACAAUAUUUACAAACAGAUCGGUUCCAUAGAAUGUGUUCCUGAUGAAUAUAUGUAUCGAUAAAGCAUGAGAUUGCAAGAAUCUAAUGGAAAAUAUGUUAGGUUUCCGAUUGCAAGGUGCCUAUUACGGUGGUAUGUUUCAGAAAAAUGGUUACUUCCUAGCAAAACCUGUGGAUGACCAGUGCUAUCGAGAUGGAAAGGCAGAAGUGAAAGCAUAAGAUGCUAACCUCGAAGUCCGGAAGAAGUCUAUCGUUACAUAUAUCCAAGAUCGGAGCAGUUCAUGUGGAAGAUGGACGACAGUUCCCUCAAUAUAUCUGCAGAAAAGCAAGAUGAUCAGCUGCUGUCCCUGUGACUAUCCUGCGAGCUGUAACUAGUGCAAUUAUUUGCAUAGAAGAUCUGAUUAGGGGAAAUGAAACUUGAGCGAGGGAGUCUGACCUGAAAGAUGAUGAUGAUACAGUGAUGGUGCGAGCAGUUCUUACCAGAUCUAAGAUGAGUUUUGAGUACUGCUUGCAACCACGGCUAAAUCCAACAAGCAAUACAAAUGAUUUUGAAGGACAGAAGAUGCUCGUCUCAACUUGAUGUAAUGUAUUCUUUCCCUUCUCCAAGCUGUUUAGGUGCAUCUGCAUUUGGCUGGACUAAGAAUUUUCUAUUACCCGUUGUUCAUAAUUAAAGACUGUCAACUAUGUUAUAUAUCAGUUAGUUUAGCUCUUUCUGUCGGUA
Messenger RNA from Musa acuminata AAA Group (dessert banana), 2991 nucleotides. RefSeq lists its product as uncharacterized. Bases 95 to 1423 code for a protein of 442 amino acids. Lineage: Eukaryota; Viridiplantae; Streptophyta; Magnoliopsida; Zingiberales; Musaceae. The record is from RefSeq and is a predicted model, not a curated record. The transcript is spliced from 3 exons.